UCAAUUGCAUAAUAAGUGCAUCGGCCGAGCACUGAUAAGCGUUUUUUUGCCAUAUCUAACGGUACGCCCGGCCGACAUAGGUACUUAUCGCCAUAACUUAGCCGGCUUGCUUAUAGUAAACAACAUCGGAGUAAUUAAAAUUAAAUUCGUAAGAAAGUGUUUUAGUUUACAUUAUCUCAUUGUGCUGGUGUUGUUAGUGGAGCAGAGUGUUGAAAGUGCUACAGAAGGUAAAUACUAAGUGCAAUUUAAAAUGAAUGAAGCCUUGAUUAAAGAGUUAGUUAAGAAGAGGGGUCAUAUUAAGUCGCGAUUAACUAAAUUUUCAGGUUAUAUACGCGAGUUAGCCGAAAAAUCAUUGUGUGCGGCUCAGGUGACGGAACUGCAACUUCGGAUUGCUAAAUUAGAAUGUGUUUACAACACGUAUGACGAGAUUCAAACCAAGUUGGAGUAUAUGGUUGAGGACGACGAGGCCCAAUUGGACGAGCGGUCUGAUUUCGAGGAUUUGUACUACUCGUCAGUCGCGGCGGCUAAGGAAUUGGUAACCAUGCAUACCAAGGUCGCGCCUAGCGAUGGGGGUUCCGAUAAUAAUACACGGCGUCAUCCACAUGUAAAAUGUAAGUUACCUACCAUUUCUUUACCCAAAUUUGGAGGCUCGUAUGAUACAUGGCUAGAGUUUCGCGAUACAUUUGAUAGUUUGAUUAAUAAUGACGACUCCAUCGAUAAUGUAAACAAGUUUCAUUAUUUGCGGGCUUCAUUAGAAGGCAGUGCCGCGGUAAUUGUACAAUCAUUAGCAUUGUCUAGUAGUAACUAUAAGAUAGCUUGGCAAUUAUUAUGCGACAGAUACAAUAAUAAGCGGUUAUUAGUAAAUAAUCAUAUUAAGGCCAUAUUUAACUUAAACCCAAUUACCAAGGAAUCAUCGGCAGCUAUUCGCCAUCUUAUAGACACGAUAUGCAAAAAUAUACGUGCGUUAGCGACCCUUGAUGAACCAACCACCCAUUGGGAUACAUUAUUAGUGUAUAUAAUAUGUCAAAAACUUGACAAUGUUACUAGACGUGAGUGGGAGGAGUUUGUGCCUAGUUGCGAAACAAUUACUUUCGAUGCUAUCAUACAUUUCCUCAGCGAUCGUGCGGAUCUAUUGGAAACCAUGGCGAUGGAGGACCCCGGACGACGCGCGUCCUGGCCGCUCGCCGCCGGCGCCGGCGCUGCCCCCGCGGCGCACGCGCGCUCCGCCGUGCGACGGGUAAAGGAAAAAUGUUUCGUAGGACUAGAUGAACGUGAAACCGAUACUGAGCGAACCAAAUGGAGGAGAAUGAGAUAUCAAGUCUAA
Cydia fagiglandana is the source of this 1324-nucleotide messenger RNA. RefSeq lists its product as uncharacterized. Lineage: Eukaryota; Metazoa; Arthropoda; Insecta; Lepidoptera; Tortricidae. The coding region runs from base 251 to 1324 and encodes 357 amino acids. The transcript is spliced from 2 exons. The record is from RefSeq and is a predicted model, not a curated record.